AGAGAAUACUGGGCCAAUUACAAGUUUUGCUAGACAGAAACAACACAUGUCAUCGUAGUGGCUGCAGUCAUCCUGCCGUGAAAGCAGCUGUGCACAUCCCUCCAGUGAAAGUUUUUGAUUUUGGAGUGUACCCAGACGAAUAUUUGGAGGGAGACAACUCGCCAGCAGUCACAAAAUGACAGAAAACGGCAUCAUGCACUCGGAGAGGGCGCUUACGCUAGACACGAUGAAUCCCAAUGUGAAACGUGUUGAGUAUGCCGUGCGAGGACCCAUUGUUCAACGAGCUGCACAGAUCGAAAAGGAGCUGAAAGAGGGAGUGAAGAAGCCAUUCACGGAGGUAAUACGAGCCAACAUUGGGGACUGCCAUGCCAUGGGCCAACGGCCAAUAACCUUCCUCAGACAGGUCGUAGCACUGUGCACAUUGCCUGAGCUGCUGGAGGACAACAAAUUCCCAGAGGAUGCCAAAAGUAGAGCACGCCGCAUCCUGGAGGCAUGUGGUGGGGGCAGCAUAGGUUCGUACAGCAUGAGUCAGGGCAUCGAAGUGAUCAGACAAGACGUGGCUCGCUAUAUCGAGCGCCGUGACGGCAUCCCCUCCAACCCUGACAACAUUUUCCUCUCCUCCGGAGCCAGCGAUGCCAUCACGACCAUGUUGAAGCUGCUGGUUUCGGGGGAGGGUGCCACGAGGACCGGGGUGAUGAUCUCCAUCCCGCAGUACCCACUGUACUCGGCGACCCUGGCCGACCUGGGGGCCGUGCAGAUCAACUACUACCUGGACGAGGGCAACUGCUGGAGCCUGGAUAUCGCCGAGCUGCGGCGCUCCGUGACCGAGGCCAGGAAGCACUGCGUCCCGCGGGCCAUCUGUGUCAUCAACCCUGGCAACCCCACUGGCCAGGUACAGAGCAGACAGUGCAUUGAGGACGUGAUCCGGUUUGCUGCCGAAGAGAAUCUCUUUUUGAUGGCUGAUGAGGUGUACCAGGAUAAUAUCUAUGCAGAGGGAUGCAAAUUCAACUCUUUCAAGAAGGUGCUGUUUGAAAUGGGACCCAAAUACUCUGAGAAAGUGGAGCUGGCCUCCUUCAUGUCGACGUCUAAGUGCUACAUGGGAGAGUGUGGAUUCCGUGGGGGCUACAUGGAGGUGAUCAACCUGGACCCUGAAGUGAAGGCCCAGCUCAUUAAGAUGGUGUCCGUGCGCCUCUGCCCCCCAGUGACCGGACAGGCUCUCCUGGACAUUGUCAUGAACCCCCCUCAGGACGGGGAACCCUCCUACCCAAACUACAAGAAGGAGCGGGCAGCAGUGCUGGCAGCGCUGGCUGACAAGGCCAAGAUGGCGGAGGAGAUCUUCAACAAGGUGCCCGGCAUCCACUGCAACCCGGUGCAGGGAGCCAUGUACGCCUUCCCCAGGAUUGAGCUGCCACAGAAGGCCAUCGAGGCAGCCAAGGAGAAGGGUCAGGCUGCAGACAUGUUUUACUGCAUGGCACUUCUGGAGGAGAAGGGCAUCUGCCUGGUGCCCGGAAGUGGCUUUGGACAGAGGGAAGGAACCUUCCACUUCAGGAUGACUAUUCUUCCUCCAACGGAAAAGCUUAAGAUCGUUGUGGAGAAGGUGAAGGAGUUCCACCUGGACUUCACAAAGCGGUACUCAUAAUUAGCCCCAAGACGAACAGGAAGGAGGGGCUGGAACAUCUCAUGACACGCAUGGCAGUGGACAGCUCAACCGGGAAAUGAAAAUCAGUUCUUUUGUGACUGCUCCUCAACAGUUGGGACAUGUCUGCCUGUGGAUUUUUUUGUUUUGUUAAAGUGCGCCUGGAUUUUAAACAACUAACAUAAGCACUUUAAUCGGUAAUGAGUUACGUAUGUGUCUUCAAGGUGAAGUUGUGUUUUUUUAAUAUUUUAAUUCUGUGGUACUUGUCUGUUGGCUUAUCAUUGUUGUCUGUUUUAAUGUGAACCUUGACUGGGAAAAGGACUUUUUGAUGCCAUGUAUACAAAAGUAAGACCAUUUUGGUCUGCGUCAUCUCCGGGUUAACUCAGGGUCAGUUCAUGCGAAGAAAGGACACAAGGAAAGAAUUAACAUUUGUCAGUAUUGUGACUGAAAAAUGAAAAAAGGUUGCACCAUGCAUAGGUUUCUUUAUUACACAGAUGCGUUUCGGCGCUCUCCCUUCCUCAGUGGGCCCACUGAGGAAGGCAGAGCACCGAAACGCGUCUGUGUAAUAAAGAAACCUAUGCAUGGUGCGACCUUUUUUCAUUUUUCAGUCUUACAAUAUUUUGGUCAGCACCCUUAAAAGGAAGAAAAAAAACCGUUGGGUGACGCCUGCUCCAACCCUUAUGAACUUCAGUAUUGUGACUGUGAAAUCUAAAUAUAUAAAAAGAGGGACUUUGUUUUAUUAGAUGGUAGGUUUGAAGGUGAUGAGUAUUGUACAGAUCACACAAUGUAGUUUUAAUAUCACCAACAGGGGAAUUUGCUGUGUGUGAUGAGAUUUUGUUGAUGCCAAGUAUGCCAGAGUUGUGCCUUUACAUAACACUAUAGCUACCGGUAUUGUCGCAAUGUAGCACCAUGCCAGCGUGUGGCCUUUGGCAAGUGAAUGGUACAUAUUGAGUUUACGAACAUUAUGAAGCCAUUUUUAUUUAGUCGAAAUGGCCUUGUAUUUCUAUUGUAAACACUAUAAAUAAUAAUAAUAAUAAUAAAAAGACAUAUCCAUAAAGGUUUACAAUUAUUUAUCCGAUAAGAGGGAAACUAUCCCUUCAUCCCUAUGCACUGCUACUUUAUCCACAGUGGGGCAGACAUGGUCAGAGAAUGGCAUGAUGGUUCUGAAGAUUUUACCAGUGGAUCAGAAGUUUCUGAGAAAUUACUUUAAUGUGCUUUCGUCUUUAUAAGGAUUACUCAACAGAGCUACUUGCUUUGGAAGCCUCAAAGUUACCUGAGACUAGACAUCACUGUUAAAGGAUAACUUCUGCCAAUUUCGCCAUGCAGUUGUAAUGGUCACACUACCCAAGACUUGUCAGUGCCUGAGAUUUUUUUUUUUCUUCAGCCUUUCACGAGAUCCUAGUCAUUGUAAUGGGGGGCAGGCGUUUGUUUACAUUUCAAAAAAACAUCUUGAUUUAUUCCCAAUGACAUCCAAAAGGUUAUGCAACAUCAGCAGACAACUAGCAAACAGCGAUACCUUUUGGGAUAAUAUUUGGAGUAGGCCCAUGUUAAGGUAUUUAAUAUAAACAUUAGAAUAGCUUAGAUCUCGGAAAGGGCUGAGUCGAAAAGUGCAGCAUGACCGGGUACUGACAAGUCAAGAGUAGCGUGAGCAAUACAGCAGCAUAUUGCAAUUGGCAGAAGUUAUCCUGUUUAAGGUGACCUACAUCUCUAUGGUAUGGAUGCAGUCUACAAGGCCAAGCUGCACUUUCUUAUAGAAAUGCAUUUACUUUAACCAUCUAUCUGCACAUGUAACACAGUUACUUUUAUAGUGAUGUUUCCCCUCAAGCAUCAGUAGAAUGGACUCACUAACCCAGUUACAUCAUUUUUAGGAUUACCUAAUCAAGUUUACUACAAUCAACAGUGCACCCUACUGGCCACUUGGUCAAAAGAAAAACACAAGUAAGAGACUAUUUUUGACACAGCUUGCUGUGACCGGCUUCCCAGGGGAUGGAAUACUAUAAUUUACUACAGAACAUUAUUGAUUGCUGUAGUAUAAUAUAUCAGUAUGUUUAUCAUAGGACAGAGAUAUAUUAUGAUAUGCUCUAGUAAAUAGUACAUUUUGUACUAUACAUGCUGUACAAUUCUUUAGCACUGCACUAUGACAUCAAUUUAUAGAUAGUAUACAACAGCAGUCCGUUACUAAGCAUGCAUAGUGCAAUAUCAAUGAAACAGAAGUAUUUACAACAAAUCUUGGAUUCAUACUUUAUUUACUACAUAUUCCUAACCAUGAUACAGCACACUGUAUAUUCUAUGCAUGAAGUCAAAGCAAGUGCCUUCAAAAAGGAACUACUUGUGCUACUUCUGCUGGCUGAAAAACGUUUUUGCGGAUAUGACAGGAAAUGCAUGUGGCCUUGGCCUUUGCAAAACUAGAACAUGGGCCACAAAUCAUUCUGGUUUCUCCAUUCCUUUCCUCCAGCAUCCGAAUUUGUGCCUCGAUGUCAUUCCUCCUUGGAGAAAUGUUUCCCACCAGUGCAGAGCAUCCACCUUAUUGCAAAUUUGCUUUCUAAAUAAGAUAUGAAUUAUUUUUUUUGGUGUGCCUCAUGCCAUAAGACUGAAGGAAAAUGCGGGAAGACCUGCAAUGAUAACUCAAACUCGCUGUUUUUCCCUCGGCCCCAAGACAUUGUUGUCCACUAUUAUUUGACAAAGUACAAAGGAUAUUACCCAACUCCCGCCAUCUGGUAAGGAUAUAACUCUGAAAAAAGAACCUUUGUUGUCAAACCAUCUUUAAAAACAAACAAAUGCAUGUCCAAUAUAACUGUACAUAGUACUGACUGUACCGUCUUGGAAGACGGGGGAAAGGGUGUGACUGAGUUUGGGAAAUAUUCUGAAACCGUGCUUCACAGAAGAACAUGAGCAUACACAGGGAGUAAGAAGGUAGAAAUAACAAACCAGAAACUAGCCUUUAUUCAAUCUAGCAUUUAUUUAUUUAUUUGGUAGGUGACGACAGGGAACGGGCAAAGGCCCCUCCAACGAGGGCCUGAAAAGGGCAGAUGUAAAAAAUAGACAAAAAGGCACACAUUCAGAGGCACACCUCUUCUGGAGUGUAACAGGCACUCAGUGUUUAGUAGUUAAAGGUACAGUACAGACAACACAAGCUGGCAAGGGACCCUUAAGCCAAUGAGCUGCAGGACAAUAUAGGUGCAAAAGACAGCUGUAAACAAAA
Engraulis encrasicolus (European anchovy) is the source of this 4838-nucleotide messenger RNA. RefSeq names its product alanine aminotransferase 2-like. Gene Ontology annotation, molecular function: pyridoxal phosphate binding; L-alanine:2-oxoglutarate transaminase activity. Gene Ontology annotation, biological process: biosynthetic process. The transcript has 12 exons. The coding region runs from base 176 to 1639 and encodes 487 amino acids. The record is from RefSeq and is a predicted model, not a curated record. Lineage: Eukaryota; Metazoa; Chordata; Actinopteri; Clupeiformes; Engraulidae.